AUGAGGAUUUUCAUAGCCUUUGAGGGAUCUUUUGAAUCGUUUGAAGUUUCAGCAGAUGAAACCGUGCAGGCUGUGAAGCUGAUGAUAAAGGAUUAUUUCCGCAUUCCUGUCUCUGAAGACGAACAAGGCAGGCGGUAUCUGGAGCUGAGGUAUGCUGGAGCAGCCCUGGAGGACAGCUGGAGUCUUGCUGAUGUUGGAAUAUCUUUUUGUUCAACUCUCAAAUGCUUUGUUAAGGAAGAAGACAAGCCCACUCUCUACGUGUUCAAUGCUGUUACCCAAGAGACUAUGUGGAUAAUGGAGAACGCUUCCCUUCUUGGUAAAAAAGUGUCCGAGCUGAGAACGCUGAUCUCUUUGAGAUGCGGCUUCCCCGUGAGUGUCUUCUGUCUCCGGACCCCGAGGGGACUGGAGAUGUACGACUGCAACACCCUCAGGGACUAUCAGGCUGACACCGGCACAACGCUCCGCUUGGACGUCUGGGACGGAUGGAAGGAAUUUCUGAUGGGUUGUCUCCUCGGACAAAAACUUAAAGUCCAACGCUAUUUAUCAAACGAAAAACUGGUACUUAAGUAUCAGAAGAGGGUGGCCCUAUACAUCGCCGCCUUUUAUGGCUACAUUGAGCUCACCGAGUGGGCCCUGAAGCAGGGUGCGCAGCCCAACCAGGCAGUCGGCGCCCACCCCUACAGAGCGUGGUGCCAGGAAGCCCUGCAUGCAGAUGUCUCUAAGUGUCCCGUUCAUGCAGCUGCAGAGGCGGGCCAGCUGUUAAUUCUGAAGGCCUUUGUCAACUCCAGUGUGCUGUGCCUGGAAUGCAGAGAUGCUGCGGGACAAACUCCGCUGGCCAUUGCCUUCAAGCACAAGCAUAAAGACUGCGGGUUAUAUUUACUUAGUAAAAUGUGGUCCACAGUUUCCUUUCUGAAGAUUUCAGUCCCCAUGAGGAUCUACAUUAAAAUAAAACAGUGGGUCCUCAGAGCUCAGAGUCGCAACCUUUACAACACCCGGCUUUGUGGAGCCAGGGUCUCUGGGGCCAAAGUGGGAGACACUGUGAUGGUGGAUGGUUUCACCAAACCCAAAAUGACCUCCAAGAGCUGGCAUAAGGCUGAGAACAAGGACUGCCAGAGCACGGUGGGCAAGCUGCCGCCUCUCAAGGAACAAACUGCAAGCAAGAAACCCAUCAAUCCUUUGGCAAUUCCCCAGCAGGACACAAGAGAACAAACCCUCAGAUUUCCUCAACUGGCAGAUACAAAUACAUUCUCUGAAUUACAAAGACGUCAACAACAAAAUCGGAAAAAUAUGAUUGCCACAUCUAGAAAAAAAGAAAAGUUCAUAAAAAAUGCCUAUCUUCCCCAGGUCCCCCUCCCUCCGGUUUCAAGAGUGGGCUAUUCACACCCAUCUUUUUACUAUGCAGCACCCAGAGCUGACUUCCUACUCAGCUCCUCCUUCACAUCGUUUUCUGAGCACAGUGGGAGAACUCCGAGGGAAAACGCCAUCCACUGCUUAGCUGUGGCCAGUGCUUUUAAAGAGAAACGAUGGCUUCAGCAGCUAGGAAUAGCAAGAGUCCUGGCCAAAAAGAGCAUCUCUAACCUGACUACCCAGGGAGGACAGACAGCACGUGAAAAUCCUCUGGAAACUGCACAAGAAAAGUCAUCACAACCCCAGUUUGGGUGAAGAACUGGCUAAAUAGAACCUCCAGUUCUAAUGUUAAAUUUUUAGUAACAAUCCUAAUGCUAUACUUUCUAAUCACAGGUCUAACGCUACAUAACUGUCAACAGGAUAUUUCAUGUUAAAUACCAUGUUUUCUUGGACUUACCACUCUAAGUGGAAAUUUGGGGCAUUUGUUUUUGGAUUAAGAGCCUGAGGAAGAAUUCAUAAAAACUGAGAAUAGUAGUUGCCUCCGCAGUAGGGAAGCUGGGAGGAUCAGAAACAAAGACAGAAAUAAGAAUUUUUACUGUUUCUCCUCCCGCCCCCUAGGGUUUGCUUGAUUGUUUUGGGUUUUUUUUAAACCAUAUGAAUACAGUGUAUAGUAAAAAAUAAAAGUAAAAAAAUUCUACAUAGGGACAGUUCCUAGGAGAGUUACAAAUACCAUCUAAGUCUAGUACUGGUCUCAGACAUCUUUUGAACACCUGCUAAAACAUUGCUUUCUAUUCAUUGUCUUAACUGAGGUAAAGUUUGCAUACAGUGAGUUGCACAGGUCUUACAUGUAAGAUUCAAUUGAGAGAAAAAAAAGAUUCAAUGACUUUGACAAAUACAUGCAUCUGUGUAGCCAAUAUUCCGAUCAAGAGAUAGACUAAUUCCAUCACUCCAGAAAGUUUCUUUAAGCGUCUAUCCAAGUGUAUCCCAGCCCCCAAUAGGCAACCGCUAUUCUGCUACCUCCAUAAACAGAUAAUCUUUCCCAGUCAGAGGAAUCAUUUAGCUGCUCACUAUUGUCCCUGGGUUCUUUCGCUCAGCUUAAUGUUCUGAGGUUCAUUUACAUUGUUGCAUGUCUCAUUAGGGCAUUCAUCUUUAUUACUCAGUAGUGUGCCAUUGUAUGGAUGGAUGCACUAUGAUUUAUCUGCUCAACUGUAUGGACUUUGGGUUGCUUCAGGUUGGGGGAUAUUACUAAUAAAGCUGCUAUGAACACUGUUGUAA
Molecule: messenger RNA, 2622 nt
Organism: Miniopterus natalensis
Lineage: Eukaryota; Metazoa; Chordata; Mammalia; Chiroptera; Miniopteridae
Gene: ANKUB1
Product: ankyrin repeat and ubiquitin domain containing 1
Molecular function (GO): protein binding
Source: RefSeq, a predicted model, not a curated record